Engraulis encrasicolus (European anchovy) is the source of this 1322-nucleotide messenger RNA. RefSeq names its product BRISC and BRCA1 A complex member 2 (gene babam2). Gene Ontology annotation, cellular component: BRCA1-A complex; BRISC complex. The record is from RefSeq and is a predicted model, not a curated record. The coding region runs from base 113 to 1285 and encodes 390 amino acids. The transcript is spliced from 14 exons. NCBI's taxonomy places the organism in Eukaryota, Metazoa, Chordata, Actinopteri, Clupeiformes, Engraulidae. Gene Ontology annotation, biological process: double-strand break repair.
CCUGACUGCUGAAGGACCCAUAACAGAACAGAAGAACAAUCACGGAAGUGACUGGAAAACACAAUUAAAGUUUACUCUGGAGCUCCGAACAGGAUAGCCCGGGGGAGUAAAGAUGAACAACUUGUCUCCUGAGGUGUCCCUGAGCCGCGUGUCCCCUGCGCUGCGUCCGCUGCUGAGCGGUGUGGUCCGAAAUGGCAGCGUGGGACUGGACACCACCAACUGCCUGCGCAUCACAGACCUCAAGACCGGGUGCACUUCAUUGAUGACAGGACCAUGCUGUGAUCGCUUCAAACUCCACAUCCCAUACGCUGGAGAGACACUCAAAUGGGACAUCAUCUUCAACGCUGGAGAUCCCGUACUCCCCCCAGACUUCAUUUUUGGAGAAGACGCCGAGUUCCUCCCAGAGCCAUCUGAACUUCCACACCUGAGUGGUUGGGACUCCAGUGAUCCCGAGUGCCUCUUGCUGCUGGUUAAAGAGCUACUGCAGCAGUAUCACCAGUACCAAUGUCAGCGUCUGCGUGAGAGCUCUCGUCUGCUGUUUGAGUACGACAGCCUGCUGGAGGAGCCGGGAUACGGACGCAGCAUGGAGAUCUACGCAGGACGCAAGAACAGCUGGACGGGGGAGUUUUCCGCUCGCUUCCUGUUGAAACUCCCUGUGGACUUCAGCAACAUCCCCGUGUACCUACUGAAGGACACUGCGCUUGACCCAGCAGAGGACGUUGCUCUUCUCUCGGUCAGUUUUGAAGAUGCCGAGGCCACACAGGUGUUCCCCAAGCUCUACCUCUCCCCAAGCAUCGAGCAUGCUCUUGGAGGUCCGUCUGCCCUCCACAUCCCAGCAUUCCCCAGCGGAGGCUGUCUCAUCGACUACGUACCACAGGUCUGCCAGCUACUCACAAAUAAGGUGCAGUAUAUCAUUCAGGGUUACCAUAAGAGGAGGGAGUACAUCGCUGCAUUCCUCAGCCACUUUGGAAUGGGCGUAGUGGAGUAUGAUGGUGUUAAUUUCCCCCUGGGGUUUAUUAAAGUUACUCUACUCUAUUUUGAUGAUGAUUUCUGUUUCUGUCAGCAUAUGGACUUGCCGCUCUACUUCCCUCGUGAUCAGCCCACUCUGACGUUCCAGUCCAUCUACCACUUCACCAACAGCGGCCAGCUCUACUCGCAGGUGCAGAAGUCCUACCCCUACAGCCCCCGCUGGGACGGCAACGAGAUGGCCAAGAGAGCCAAGGCCUACUUCAAGAGCUUCAUCCCCCAGUUCCAGGAGGGGGCCUUUGCCAAUGGGAAGCUGUAGAGACGAGGAAGCGUUACCCUGAAUUAGCUCAGCAGGU